Messenger RNA from Scomber japonicus (chub mackerel), 2103 nucleotides. RefSeq names its product proline rich 15 like a (gene prr15la). NCBI's taxonomy places the organism in Eukaryota, Metazoa, Chordata, Actinopteri, Scombriformes, Scombridae. Bases 569 to 925 code for a protein of 118 amino acids. The record is from RefSeq and is a predicted model, not a curated record. The transcript has 2 exons.
AAGAGGAAAUAUGAAGAUGUAAGAAUGUACCAGGACAAAUGACAAACCACAGGGAUGAGAUCUGUACUGUGGACUACUAACAACUCAUCUUAGCUCUCAUUUCUAGUAAUUUCUGUGACUUUCUAUUGCCACCUUCAGGGGAGAUAUCUAAACCCUGGAACAGGGUGGACUAGACCAAGCAAUCUAUGGUUUCUAAGCUUGAUUCUCAUCUAAACAAGCUUUGUUCACAGCACUCUGAAAGUACCAGACGUAACUACACAUCUUCUUCUGCUUUUAGUGUAGUUGUAAAUGAAAAUGGAUUAAGCACUUCUCUCUGUGAAGAAACUGCAUUUACAAACUGUCAGGUAAGACUUGAGCGUCAGUUUUCCUGCCCCUUCGCUGAGACGGCUUAUUAUUAACUGGCCCCAUGUACAGUGAGCAAUUUCACUAAUAAUUUAAGAUUGGGAGUUCAACAAGAAGCUGGAAACUGAUCCUGAAACCUGCCGGACUCACCACAGCUGGAAGGAGACAACAGCUGGGUCCACAUCCGUUUCGAACAGCCCUCCAUCCAUCCCACCAUUUACCCAUCAUGGCGGAGCCAGGCUGGUGGAAGCUAACUUUCCUGAGGAGAAAAAAGUCCCAGCCCAAGGUUUUGUAUGAAAUCCCAGCAGAUUCUGUAUCCAACGCCUCUACUGGCCAGAACGGGUCCAGCACAGCAGCUGGAGAUGCUGCCCACCCAGAGGAUACAGAGCAUGAUUCCCAGUUGGACGCAAGACUGGAGAGGAUCGUGGAUAAAACGACAGCAAGCAAGGGGCGUCACGUUAAGGUGUCCCACUCAGGGAGGUAUAAGGAGAAGAAGAAAGUGCGAGCCACGCUGGCAGAGAACCCAGAGAUGUUUCCUGGAAGUGACGACAUGUGGGAUGAGAACCAGAGAGCUGCAAAGUGACAGGACACAAAUACUCCAACAUUCAAUCACUGAUGCAUUCCAAGAGACAGUUUAAAUUUGGGUUUUAUGGCCUCUGGAGCCAUUAAACCAAACUUGGGAAAAACUGAGCCUUAGGAAGACGAUACAUUUGAAAAUUGGCACUAUAGGACACAGAAUAAGAGAAAUUGAGACUCUUGUGAGAGAAAAAAUUGUGCCUAGUUUAUAUUUCUAGAGAGGUUUGUGAUUUUCCUGUUUACUGUAAUAUAGAUCUAGUGGCCAUUAGAGGAACUGUGACCUUUCCAAUACUGGAAACAUUAUGUGACUGCUAGACUAAACCAGCCGUGUCAUAUAUUGUAAAGGUGCUCUGGAUCAGUGCAAUUUUAGAAUCUGUUGAAACACCUUUCCUGAAUUGAGUAUUGAUAUUUCUCUUUCUUACCUUUAAACAUAGGAACAGUAACAUCCUGACACAAGUUUUCAGGUCUUUAAGGUAAUUUAACAUCUUGCAAAAACAACUUGAACUUGGAAAACUCUUUGUAUACAUUUACAGGGACCUUUAUAACUCAGUUGGGGGAGUGGUGCAUCUUUAUAUCAAUUAGUGUUUUACUACAAAUGACUUGUAUCUAUGUAAUUUGUUUGAAAGUCACAUCAUGCCAACAGUAAUAUCUAUGUAUGUACACACCCUAUAAACUUGAAUACAUGCCUAGAAUUAAAUGCAGCCUUUAUGCACAUGUUGUUGACAGUAACCGCCACUAGAAGGCAGCACCACUCCACUCAGAAAUCUCACCUUUUCCUGUGAGAGUUCACAAAGUCAGAACACAUUCAUACAUUUCUUUCACUGUGGUGUUUUAUGUCUGAGUUUUGGAUCAGAGGACUGAUGAGACACAGCUGUGAUUUAUGUGGAGAUGUGAGGAAAUCAAUUUCUAUUCUGACUUACAGAAAGUUGAGUUUAAUGAUUGUUCUCUAGAUAAGUGUUGAAUCUCUUUUACAGAAUCUUGGAUUAUUCUCAACAGCAAAUCAAUAUAGAAACUGCACUGACUUUUAGUGGCACUGCUUUCAGUUUUGAUUCUGGGUAAAAUGAAUAUAUAAUGUUUUAAAUAUGUUCUGGUAAUUUCAUAUUGCUAUCUUAAUGCUGCAGAAUUUGGGGUGUGUUUUAUAAUUUUUUGUACAUAAAUAGCUGGAUGAAUAAAAAUAUAAGUGUG